Molecule: messenger RNA, 261 nt
Organism: Aspergillus niger
Lineage: Eukaryota; Fungi; Ascomycota; Eurotiomycetes; Eurotiales; Aspergillaceae
Exons: 3
Coding region: 1-261 (86 amino acids)
Source: RefSeq, a predicted model, not a curated record
AUGGAGGUGCUGAUUGGUCGGGUCGUCUACGGAAUGGACGCGUGGGAAUUGGCGACGAUCCUUCAUAGCCAAGGAAUUGGUGGUUAUGGCUGUGCGGCUCAGCUACUGUCUGGUGGGUGUUUACUAGUCGGGGGUUUGAGUGGUGAUGCACUUGCGUAUCCUUGCUCUUUCGAGAAGAUAAUGGAAGUAAGUUUAGCUUUGAGGUGCAUUUUGAUCUAUUUAUGUAAUCCACCUGCAGGUUCUACUCCUGUCAUGCAGUAG